AUGUAUAAUUUCUUUAAAACUAUAGAUUAAUUUGGAAUUGAAUAAAAACUCUCUAUCCCUUCAAUAAAUCCCACUCAAAGAAGUGCAAUAGGAGGAAUGGCCACAUUGACAUUAUAUGGAAUUAGUUUUGCUUACUUCCUAUACGAAUUUGUAGAUUGGUAGUAAAACAAUAAACUUCCAAAAAUUACAUCAUUACAAAGAUAAAUCAAUUAAGCUGAGAAUGUUUAUGUAGAUGGAGUAUUUGCUGAGGUAUCUCACCUUGCCUUUAAUGAGAACAAAAUUGAUCCAUUCGAUCCACAAAAUUUAAUUUUCUAUCCAAUCUUAACUACUUAAACUAAUAAUAAAGAUGAGAACUAAAUACUUAAAAGUAGAUUGGACAAUUCAGUCUAAGAAAAUGGACAUUCAAUUAACAAAUUUCUUCUAGAAAACACUAACUUUAUUGGUUCACCUCCAACGGCUUCUCAAAUUCAAUAUGUAGAUUAUCAGAUCCUUUUUGGGUUUUGUGAUCCAGAUGCUUUAGAUGUGGGAUAAUAAUGUGCUGAUAAGGACACGAUCUUAAAAUUUCAAGAACAACAGAACUUUUUCCAAAUUUAAAUCUAUAUUUAACAAUACGACACAAAAUAAAAGUAGCUUAUAAAAAUACCCAAAUUUUAUACUCUUGAUAUUUCAACUGAAAAAAUGUAAUACUGCUCAUUUAAUCUAUAAGCAAAUUAAAAUGAUGUUGAUGAUGGAUUUUUAUUUUCCAACUCAAAUCAGUAAAUUUUCUUCUCUGAUUUCGUUAUGUUUACUAAUUCCUAUGAAAUCUCAUAAAGUGAAAAGGUUUAUGGAUAACAGUCAGUUUUGGUUGCCUAUUUCACAAUAGAUCAAAUUAAAUCAGUUGUUUAUAUCGAAUAUCCUAAAAUAUCAGAAAUCCUUGCCAAUGCAGGAUCUAUAAUCACAUGGAUCCUUUAAAUAUCCUUUAUCUUCAUAAAAUACAAUGAAAUGAUAUGCACUCACAACGCCAGAAAAGAUGUCAUUUCUAUGUUUUAUGCCGACUAUGCUGAUUUCAAUAUAACCACUAAUUGGUUGGGUAAAAUGACAUAAAUAGGGUUAAAAGGAAAAAAUUAUAAUAUGAUGAAGGUUAAUUCAUUUUUUGAGAGUUUGCAUUAGAUUGCUGAUUAAAAAAUGAGUUACAUUAACUUAUAAUUUGAAGUCUCAAGAAUUUAAUUAAUCUUGCAAGAAUAUUUGGGAAUUGAUUAAAUGAAAAAAUGUUUAUAAUAAAAUCAUAAAUUGGAACCAAUACUGGAUAAAAUUGGACUACAUGAAUGUCCUUAGACAAAAAAGCCUCUUAAUUAAAUUUAACCUUAAGAUAUAUCGAAUGAUAACUUAAAGCGAUAAGAUUAAUCAGAAGGAGAAUUGAUGAUGUAUCAGGAGAAUAUACCAGAGGAAGAUUUAGAUUAACAUAUAGGAUUAUUUCUAAUGAAGGAAAAUGCUCAAUAUACCCAAAUUGAUAAUAAUCAAAGUAUGUUACCUCAAGCAGGAUCCUAAAUUGAUUUAAAAAUCAGAAACAUCGAAAAAUAGCCAUCUUCAAUAAGUUGA
Paramecium tetraurelia is the source of this 1578-nucleotide messenger RNA. RefSeq lists its product as uncharacterized. The record is from RefSeq and is a predicted model, not a curated record. Gene Ontology annotation, biological process: centrosome duplication. The transcript is spliced from 4 exons. NCBI's taxonomy places the organism in Eukaryota, Ciliophora, Oligohymenophorea, Peniculida, Parameciidae. Gene Ontology annotation, molecular function: zinc ion binding.